CAAGCCACCUCCACUCUCCCUUUGCCUUGUCUGCCCUUAAGGUCAGGUGGGGACAGGCUGGGGCCACCAGCCAGCUCCAUGGACAGGGACUUCGCCUCUGUUCAUCUGCUAUCUUUGGAAAGAAAAGAAGAAAGGUCUGUGUUGAUUUGUCCUUGGGGGGUCCUUCCCCCUCCUAAACCUCCGGGGGCACAGACAGUGAUUCCAGCUUGGAUUGACUGUAGAAGAAGGGACAGAAAGAGCCCAGGACAUUCCCCCAGAUGUUCCAGUUGUGACUUCUCUCCAGCCCCUUGAUGGGACCGUCUGAAAGGCCAUCCACCAGCUGGAUGCACAAGGAAGCAGAGAUGCCAGCUGGUUCCCAGCCCGAUGGGAAGAGCAGGGGGUGGAGGCCUGGAGAUGGGGGCGUGGCCCCUCCCCCCCUCCCCCCAGCCCUGUCCUUCCUCCUCCUCCUGCCACUGGCCAGCGCCCUCCAGCCCACUCCACUGGCUUCUUCAGAUGCCCCCGCGUCCAAGGCACUGCCUCAGACUUCCCAUUUCACAGAAGGGACGGAUCCCAAGACUCCCAUGGCUUACCGCAAAGCCGGCAUCCUGCAGGUCGGGCCCAGUGAUCCCCCCGGUGCCAGCUCAACCCUCUUCACAGAGCUGAGGCUGGUGGGGGGCCCGAGCCGCUGCCGGGGGCGCCUGGAGGUCCUGCACAGUGGCUCCUGGGGCAGCGUCUGUGAUGAUGACUGGGAUGUGGUGGAUGCCAAUGUGGUGUGUCGGCAGCUGGGCUGCGGCCUGGCACUGCCUGUGCCGCGGCCCCUUGCUUUUGGCCAGGGUCGAGGGCCCAUCCUGCUGGACAACGUGGAGUGCCGUGGACAGGAAACCGCACUGAGCGAGUGUGGCAGCCGAGGCUGGGGCGUCCACAAUUGCUUUCACUAUGAGGAUGUGGCUGUCCUGUGUGAUGAAUUCUUGCCCACACAGCCCUCGACAAGGAAGGUGCUAACCAGUAGAGCGACCCCUACAACUCCUCAGAAUGGAAAAGGUGAGGGCAGCGUGCGCCUGGUGGGGGGCGCGGGCCCCUGUCAGGGCCGAGUGGAGAUCCUGCACGGCGGCCUGUGGGGCACGGUGUGUGACGAUGACUGGGGGCUGCCGGACGCCGCUGUGGUCUGCCGCCAGCUAGGCUGCGGGGCGGCCUUGGCCGCCACCACCAACGCCUUCUUCGGCUAUGGCACGGGGCACAUCCUGCUGGACAACGUGCACUGCGAAGGCGGCGAGCCCCGCCUGGCGGCUUGCCUGAGCCUGGGCUGGGGCGUGCACAACUGUGGCCACCACGAAGACGCGGGCGCGCUCUGCGCAGUCCUGGGUCCCACAACUCUCACAGCACUACCAUCCUCGGCCACAAGAGCAGACUGGGCCUGGCACACCGAGCCGUCAGGUACUGGAGUUGGUGCCCAGCCUUCUGCGGAGUCGGCUCUGUUAACCACAGCCACCUGGGCGGCGGGGAAGAAAAGCGGGCGGCUGCGGCUGGUGGGCGGCCCGGGCCCGUGCCGCGGCCGCGUGGAGGUGCUGUACGCCGGGGGUUGGGGCACCGUGUGCGACGAUGACUGGGACUUCGCGGACGCGCGCGUGGCUUGCCGCGAGGCGGGCUGCGGGCCUGCGCUGGGCGCCACGGGUCUCGGUCACUUCGGUUACGGCCGCGGCCCGGUGCUGCUGGACAACGUGGGCUGCGUGGGUACUGAAGCCCACCUGAGCGACUGCUUCCACCUUGGCUGGGGCCAGCACAACUGCGGCCACCACGAAGACGCGGGCGCGCUCUGCGCAGGCCCAGAGGAGAUGGGACUGCAAGUUCAGCAGGACGGCUCUGAGACCACUCGGGUGCCCACUCCUCGACCCAGGGAUGGGCACCUACGUCUGGUCAGCGGAGCCCACCGAUGUGAGGGGCGUGUAGAGCUCUUCCUAGGGCAACGCUGGGGCACGGUUUGUGAUGAUGCCUGGGACCUGCGGGCAGCUGGUGUCCUGUGCCGUCAGCUGGGCUGUGGCCAAGCUCUGGCAGCCCCUGGUGAGGCCCACUUUGGCCAAGGCGGAGGCCCCAUCCUUCUGGACAACGUCAAGUGCCGUGGAGAUGAGAGCACCUUACUGCUCUGCUCUCACAUCCGCUGGGAUGCCCACAACUGUGACCACAGUGAGGAUGCCAGUGUCCUGUGCCGGCCCUCGUGACCCAGCUGGCUCUGCAGACCACCUCUUCUUCCGGGAGCCUACUGUGACCUGCCCCUCUUCCUCCAGGAAGCCCUCCUCCUGUGACUUCUGCAGUUCACCCAGCCCCUCUCUCCCCUUGCUUGGGAGAAAGUCUAACCAGAGGGGAAGUCCUGCCUGGGGGAACCUGGAUCUAACCCAUCAACUUCUUGGGUGACCUCGUCUGUCAUCAGCUAUUGUGGUCCAGUGCAAUGAACACACUCAUAUUUUGUUUAGCCAAAACAGAAAAUGACUGGGGUGGAGUUGGUGGCUCUGGAUUCUUCUCUUUGUGGGAACUCCUAUUACGGUACUCAUGACCCUGCCUUCUUCUACCUGGAUCCGGAAGGCGCAGGGUUUCUCUGUAAAUAGGAUGCCUUCCCUUCCCCUGACCUAUCUGGGGAUCCCUAAGCAGGGGGAGACAGGAGACACAUGCAGCUCUUUCCUUAGACUCCCAGGGGCUGCAAACAACCCUGGGUCAUUGUUCUGACCUUCUCCAUGAAGGCCUGGACUUAGAUGGUGCUCGGCUGGACAAGGGGGCUGGAGGGGCCAAAGCAGGGACAGUGGCUCCUCCCUGCAGCUGGAACCCGCAGCUCUGAUUUAUGCUGCCCCCACCACAGCCUCCACUUUGCAGUAGCAAAGAAGCCUGGGGGCCUGUAGCCACCCGUUCAUAGGUGCCAACUCAAUAAAGCAUUGUCCCCGACUUUUAGACUUUGAACUGAGGUCAUUGUUGGAGCAGCAGUGCAUUAUUUGUGGCAGCAGGAAAGAUUCCAGGCAGGUCUGACUCUCUGGAGGAAUCUGGCCUGAGGAUGGAGGGCGGUGGCCCAAGAGCAUCCACUCUGAGCUGCAGUCCCAUCACACACUGGAAAUGCUGAUUCACUGCGGCGGGCCUCCAAGGUCCCUAGAGAAUACCCUGGCCCUUGGCCUGUCUCCUCUUUCCUUUUACAUAUACAGAAAUCAAGAUGCAGCUAAAGGAAGGGGUUUGCUCAAGGUCACAGAGCAAGGUGAAGGAGUCACUCGAGAAGAAAAAAUGCUUAAAGAGAGUGGGAAGGGAGAUAGGGAACAAACCAGUGUUGGGGCUUCCUCAAGAUCCUGCCAGAGCCUUUCUCUUGGUCGCAGGUGUCAAGUGUCCAGGGUCAAGCCCCCACCCUUAGGGUCCAGCCUGCAGGCUCUUAUUUUUUUGGUACUGGGGUUUGAACCCAGAGGUGCUUUACCUCCAAGUCACAUCCCCAGUCCUUUUUAUCUUUCACUUUGAGACAGGGUAUUGCUAAGUUGCUUAGGGCUCGGCCUUGAACUUGCAAUCUUCCAUCCUCAGCCUCCCAAGCUGCUGGGAUUGCAGGCAUGUGCCUGAGAUGGGUCCUGGCUAGCCUGCA
Molecule: messenger RNA, 3580 nt
Organism: Sciurus carolinensis (gray squirrel)
Lineage: Eukaryota; Metazoa; Chordata; Mammalia; Rodentia; Sciuridae
Gene: Ssc4d
Product: scavenger receptor cysteine rich family member with 4 domains
Exons: 11
Coding region: 291-2195 (634 amino acids)
Cellular component (GO): membrane
Source: RefSeq, a predicted model, not a curated record